This is a messenger RNA of Helicoverpa armigera (cotton bollworm), 691 nucleotides long. RefSeq lists its product as uncharacterized. The transcript has 3 exons. Bases 106 to 612 code for a protein of 168 amino acids. The record is from RefSeq and is a predicted model, not a curated record. NCBI's taxonomy places the organism in Eukaryota, Metazoa, Arthropoda, Insecta, Lepidoptera, Noctuidae.
CCCAAAAUUGUUGUUGGGGUAAUUUUAUGUUAACAAUUUUGUAAAUUAUUUUACCAUCAAUCCUGUUUAAAUAUUAUUUUGUAUAAGUUUCUUUAAUACAUUAACAUGUCGUUUUUAUAUGUAAAGGCAUACUACGGACCUUGCAACACUUUUGAUACAUGCAAACAUAAACCGCAGUUGUUAACUGGUUUUAGAGAUCGACUUCAAAAGUUGGGCUUCCGAAUAGAUCUCGUCCCGGUGCCGUUCAUAAACUAUUUCAUGCUCGAAAUGUGUGGACAUGAAGUAUUCCGCUGCAACCUGAAGCAUAUGAAAUUCAACACGAGACCUAGCCGGGAUAAGAUUUGCAGAAGAGCCAUAGAAGCAGUGAUGACGUCAGCCGUGAAGUUCCGACGAGCUCGCGCCAUUCUCUGGUUCUGGACGGCUUUGGAUCACCAGAUGUUCAGAAGAAGCGCCUACGCCCCACCUGAUUACUGGGCUAAAGACAUAGAUAUGGGAUUUUCAACCUGUGCAGAGUGUAUUGAAUGCUGUAAAAUCCUCGUGAAAAAACGUUCGCCUAAUGAUGAUAAAGGUGAAGAUGAUAUUGAAACAUUAUCGUCGGAAUACAGUAUUUGAUCCCUUGCUUAGGUAUUCUCAAUUGAUCCCAUUUCUCCCAUUGAAUCCAGUCCAGUUUUACAACGUUAUUUGGACUUGA